CCUGCGGGCACUCGGCUUACCCUAUCCUGUUAUGUGCUCCUGCUGCUUCCGGCGGGCGUUGCUCCCCGCUGCGCAGUGCCGAGGGAGGCGGCAGAGUGAUCGUUGCUGGCCGUGGAGCUCCGGCCUUUCCUGGCUCACGAUUGCCUCUUGUCCUGGCGAGAGGAGUAAAACCUCGUCCCGAGGAUGAGCUCAGAGAGUCUGCAGGAGGAAGCACGGCCGUGGCAACCCCGCCAGGGUCCGGACUGGCGGGUCUUCCAGCCGAGACAGUUACGGCCCCGCAGGAGACUGCCGGAGCCGGUCGGUCCGGUGACACCGGCUGGGAAGCGACAUUUCGCCGCCCUGGUUCUGGCCCGGGGAGGGAGCAAGGGGAUCCGGCUGAAGAACAUCAAGCUGCUUCUCGGCCGGCCGCUCCUGGCUUGGGUGCUGAUGGCCGCUGUGGAUUGCGGGCAUUUCGACAGUGUAUGGGUUUCCACAGACCAUGAUGAGAUUGAAAAAGUAGCAAAAAAGUAUGGAGCUCAAGUGCACCGUAGAAGUGCAGAAGUAUCAACUGAUACUGCAAGUUCUUUAGUCACUAUCUGUGAAUUCCUUCAACACCACAAAGAGGUUGAUGUGGUUGCUCAUAUACAGUGCACUUCUCCCUGUCUCCAUCCACGCCAUCUAAGGGAAGUGAUAAAGAUGAUGAAGGAAGAGGGAUACGAUUCGGUGUUUUCUGUUAUGAGACGUCCUCUUUUUCUGUGGCAGGAGGUACCAGAAGGAAAUGAGAUGACAAGACCUUUGAACUUUGAUCCAGAUAAGAAACCACAAAGAAGAGACUGGCUUGGAGAGCUCAUUGAAAAUGGAUCGUUUUAUUUUACUACUACAGAAUUACUUAGGAAAGGAUUGCACCAGGGUGGUAAAAUGACUUACUACGUGAUGAAGCCAGAGCACUGUGUGGAUAUUGAUGUAGACAUUGACUGGCCCGUUGCUGAGCAAAGAAUGAGAAGGCAUGGUUACUUUGGCAAAGUAAAUGAAAUAAAACUUGUAGUUUGUUCUCUGGACUCACAGCUCAAGCGUGAAUGCCAAGGUCGUGGAUAUGAGUUGAAAAAUAUGCCACAAAUCAAAAAAAUGAAGCAAAGCGGCAUAUGUGUAGAAUUGAUCGCUGAUUCGAAACAAUUGAAGGAAAAGAUAGUGGCAGAAUGGAUAAAGAAAAUGGGCAUUGGUUGGGAGAAUGUGGCUUACUUCGGUUACUGAACCUCUGGCCCGAGGGGAGCUGCUAACAGAUGGAUUUGCCCAGAUCACGGGAUUCUCUGAUAGAUGCUGUCUGUUUGAGGCAGUGCUGCUUAGAUUGGUGAGUAGUGAUAUGCCUGUGAUUGGGGCUGAGUCCACUGCCCUCUGCAGCUUUCUGCAUCACUGCAUAUUCAUAUUGCUGUAAUAGGCCAUGAUGGAGCCAGUCAGAAUACUUUCAACUCUAUAUCUAAUGAAAUUUGGGCUUUUUGGUGAUGUGCCUAACUUACUUAAUCCUAGAAAGAAAAGAUCAGCAGUCCUUCCUUGUGAUUGUAUCAAUGUGCUGGACCCAGGACAGGUUUGUUAGUGCCCAGGGUUUAAAGCUGCUGAUAUACCAAUGAAACCUGGUGCAAGCAGACCUUCCUCUUCCUUCCUGUAACCAACAAUCGAUUCUUUAGUUUUACUGAUGUUGAGUGGCAGUUUACUAUGGCCCUGCUCAACCAAAUGUACUAUGUCGCUCCUGUGUGUCUGCUUUUAGUAGAUGUUGUCCAUAAAGGCCGCUUAAUUAACAUUUUGUAGUCUCUUAGCCAUCAAUAAAAUGUCACACUAGUUUUUUUCUACAAAUAUACCGCCUUCACUUGUUCUCUUAUUUAUCUUGUGAAGUUUUAUCCUCAAAAGAAAAGCUAAUGGGUUUGUUGAAAGGUUUUUGUCUUCGUAUAAAUACCAAUUGGUUUAUCAAUGUCCUAGUAUCACAGGUUAUAUUACAGGCUCUAACAUUUUCCAAGCUAUUGAUGUAUUAAAAGUCUACUGAGGUUAUUUGGAGCAUGUUUGAACAGAGCAGAUUUUACCACAUGACUGAGCUCACUGUCUUUAGUAACAGUUGUGCAAGUGUGCUAGAUUGUCACUGGAAAUUAUGCUUGAGUAAUAACUAUUGGGAAGUUGGAUGAACCACGUUCACACUUGAAGUACUGCAAAGCCAUGUUGUAUUUGUAUUAGACAGAAGCUUGAUCCUUCCUGGGGAGACAGCAAUGAAGCCCCAAUAGUUAAUAAGUUUGGAAGUGGAGAGAGAACCUUGCACAAUUUCCAAACCGACUUUAACUACAGGAAAUGGUGUGGGGAGAGGGUGUUGGUGACCAGACUGAAGCUUUGGAAAUCACAAAGAAUUUUGAUAGCAUAGAAAUUCCUUUACCCAAAGUGAAGCAUGGGUAAAGUGGAACGCUCUGCCACAAGUAUUGGUUUAUCAAAGAGUGCAACAUAUUUCAUGGGAGGCUGGGCAAGAAGGUGCAGGAGGAAUGCUGAUGGAAAUUGAGGAAGGGUAGGAGAGGGAUUGAGUAGAGCAUUCGUAUCGACGAGCUGGGUGCCAUGGUAGAGUAGCAGUUGGUAUGACACUAUGACAGCUUGGGGCAUUCUGGAGUUUGGAUUUCAAUUCUGGAAUAAGGAAUCUCUGUACAUCCUCCCUGUGGAAUGCAUGAGUUUUCUUUGGGUCUUCCAGUUUCUUCCCACAGUCUAAAGACGUACCUGGUAAGUUAAUUUGUCAUUGUAAAUCGUUCCACGAUUAGAUUUGUUGGGUUUAGUUGGGUUUGUCAGGGGUUGUUGGGGCGUUGUGGCUGGAUGGGCCCAUGUAAAAUAAAUUACCGGUGUCUGCAUCACAUACCCCGUUAGAAGGCAUUGCCAAUAUACCCAGUGACCUUGAAGUUGGGGCAUGGGGUGCAGAGGAUAUGGGAGGAGGAAAGAAAGCUCAUGUUGGUGGAAUCUCAACCAAAAAUUGACAUACGGUAACAAGAGAACAUCUGCAGAUGCUGGAAAUCUGAGCAACAGACACAAAAUGCUGGAGAAGCUCUGCAGGACUGGAGAAGGGUUUUGGCCCGAAACAUCGACUGUACUUUUUUCUAUAGAUGCUGCCUGGCUUUCUGAGUUCCUCCAGCAUUUUGUGUGUGUUGCAUAGACAUAUAGUAUGUUCCUCAGCUCCCAGAGAAAUGUAUCCGGAGGCUAGAAACAUGUAAAGAGAAAGAUGAUCCAUGCUGAGAAUGUUUCCUGUCAAAGGAGACUAUGCCAUGAUUAAAAUGUUCAAUUCACAGGACAACUCGAUACAGUUACCAACACUGACAAAUCUUUGGUUUCC
Molecule: messenger RNA, 3325 nt
Organism: Hypanus sabinus (Atlantic stingray)
Lineage: Eukaryota; Metazoa; Chordata; Chondrichthyes; Myliobatiformes; Dasyatidae
Product: N-acylneuraminate cytidylyltransferase-like
Exons: 8
Coding region: 184-1230 (348 amino acids)
Molecular function (GO): N-acylneuraminate cytidylyltransferase activity
Source: RefSeq, a predicted model, not a curated record